AGUCCAUUUUCUGGGCAUGAAGCCCAGGACUCAAAGGGAGGCUCUAGAGAACAUCUGGUCCAUUUGAUAUAUAGAAGCCAGCACUGCAUGUGUGUAUUUGUGUGUAUGUGUUUUUCCUAUGCUGACUCAUGGCAUUGAAGCCUUUCUGGAAACACCCCCACUUUUGUAGCCAGCCAGUUUAUACACACCCCUUCAGCUCCUCCUUGUUUCAAAUGUUAAGUCAAGAGGAAGAAGGAAAAUAAAUUCAAGAGCUGCUCUCAAGCAUCUAGAAUUCUCUGCACCCCACCUCUUCAGAAGAGAGACUGGCCCCAGCUCUGACUCAGUCUACUACAAACUGGACUCUCCUCUUAAAGCACCAACUUUGAGCCUUUGGACAAAACUGGAAGAAAAGAGUCCACAAGUACUUUGGACUCUGUAGGAAGCAGGGGGCUGACAACUGGCAAUAAAAACAGAAAGAUGGCAGACCCUGAAAUUGAGCUUUUCGUGAAGGCAGGAAGUGAUGGGGAGAGUAUUGGAAACUGUCCCUUUUGCCAACGCCUUUUUAUGAUCCUCUGGCUUAAAGGAGUUAAAUUCAAUGUAACUACUGUUGACAUGACCAGAAAGCCUGAAGAGCUGAAAGACUUAGCCCCAGGCACCAAUCCUCCCUUCCUGGUGUAUAACAAGGAGUUGAAAACAGACUUCAUUAAAAUUGAGGAGUUUCUAGAGCAGACACUGGCUCCUCCAAGGUAUCCUCACCUGAGUCCCAAGAACAAGGAGUCCUUUGAUGUGGGCUGUAACCUCUUUGCCAAGUUUUCUGCAUACAUUAAGAAUACACAAAAAGAAGCAAAUAAGAAUUUUGAAAAAUCUCUGCUCAGAGAAUUUAAACGUCUGGAUGACUACUUAAACACCCCGCUUCUGGAUGAAAUUGAUCCAGACAGUGCUGAGGAACUCACAGUUUCCAGAAGAUUGUUCUUGGAUGGGGACCAGCUGACACUGGCUGACUGCAGCUUGUUACCCAAACUGAACAUUAUUAAAGUUGCUGCCAAGAAAUACCGUGACUUUGACAUUCCAGCAGAAUUCUCAGGAGUCUGGCGCUAUCUUCACAAUGCCUAUGCCCGUGAAGAAUUUAUCCACACAUGUCCUGAAGACAAAGAAAUUGAAAACACCUAUGCAAGUGUGGCUAAACAGAAGAGUUAAGGCAACUCUUUCAGUAGAAAAAGCCCUCUUUUCACUUGUCAUAUUAUAAAGGUUUCUGGAAAUAAGAAUAUGGAAAAUACUGUUUCCUCUAUCCAACUCUCAUGAAAAGAAUGCUGUAUUUUCUGUAUCUGGCCAGUCCAAACUAUCUUUCCACUAUGUAUUUUAAAGUUCUUUAUAUUUUCACUUACUUUUCUUUAUUUCUAUGGCAUAAGCACUGCAAUAUUAAAUGACACGGGAAGCAUCAA
This is a messenger RNA of Prionailurus viverrinus (fishing cat), 1421 nucleotides long. RefSeq names its product chloride intracellular channel 2 (gene CLIC2). NCBI's taxonomy places the organism in Eukaryota, Metazoa, Chordata, Mammalia, Carnivora, Felidae. Gene Ontology annotation, biological process: negative regulation of ryanodine-sensitive calcium-release channel activity; chloride transmembrane transport. The record is from RefSeq and is a predicted model, not a curated record. The transcript has 6 exons. Bases 457 to 1176 code for a protein of 239 amino acids. Gene Ontology annotation, molecular function: chloride channel activity.